CUACGAAUAAACUACUUAAGCCAUUCAUACUUAUUGUGGUCUUGCUUCUCCUGUAUAUAUAUAUGAAACCAAAACAAAAAAAAUUUGAUCUAGACGAAGAUCUACAACCUACUCUCUCUUAAGGAAAAGGAAUUACUCGAGAACAUGCAAUUCAUUUUUAUGAAGUUUUCCUUAAUAUCCUGUUGAACAAACAUAAUAAAUUUGCUGAACAUGCUGAGAAUGUUUAUUUGAUCAAUUAUUUAAUCAGAAAUGAUGUAAAAUGGAGAGUCACUGAAACCAUGCUCUUUUAACUAUUCGAUGUUACAGGGAAUAACUAUAUAAGUAAGAGUGAAUAUGAAUCAUUCGCUGAUAUGAUUGAUGAUGUAGGGGAUCGAUAGAAAUUAGAUUCUUUAAGAAUGCUAAUUGAUAGAAAUAUUGAUACAAAAAUUAUGAGAACUGAAUGGAUUAAUUUUUGUAAUAAGGUUUUAAGACCUAAGUUGAUCCAAGAUUUGUAGGAAUGGGAAAAGUUUCAUGGGGCAUUGUCUAACCCUUACAAUAUUACAGCUUAAUUUACAGCCAUCAAUAGGGAUGAGAGAAAUCAUAGAGACUUAAUACAUUUGCAAUUGGAUAGAGGAUUACAAAUGUUACAUGAUGGAUUCAAGACAUUUGUAAAACAUUAUGAAGAAUAGACCAAACAUUCAAAGGAUGAUAAAGAUCUAUUUGUUAGAAAGAUAGGAUUUUGGAUUCUUGAAAGGUUUGAAAGAUGGGAUGGGUUAUUUAAUUGGAUCUAUUAAUUAUUAGAUGAUAAUGGAGAUGGGGAAUUAACUCCUAAGGAAUGUGCUGCAUAAUUAAAUACUUUUGCGGUGUCUAUGGUACACGUAAGAGAGAUCUUUGAAUAUAUGGAUGAAGAUGGGGAUGGUAUUCUAUUGAGAAAAGAAUGGGCUGAUUUUAGUGAAACAUUCAGAAAGCUAUUAUCAGGUUAUUUUAAUUAAAAAUGA
Paramecium tetraurelia is the source of this 977-nucleotide messenger RNA. RefSeq lists its product as uncharacterized. Gene Ontology annotation, molecular function: calcium ion binding. The transcript is spliced from 3 exons. NCBI's taxonomy places the organism in Eukaryota, Ciliophora, Oligohymenophorea, Peniculida, Parameciidae. The record is from RefSeq and is a predicted model, not a curated record.